GUUUGUUUAGCAUAUUUAUCAUAAUAGUAUAAAAAGUUCAAGACUUUUUAUUUUAUUUUAAGGUUUUUUUUUAUAUUGAUAUACAUACAUUAAAAUGCGCCCACAACAGCCUAUGUUACACUGUUUUCCUACUGGAAAACGACAGCAUUCCGAUGAGGACCUCCAUAAGAAGAAGAAGCAAAAAGAUAAAAAUAAGGAGCAAGACGCCUCUGGAGGAAAACCACAGCAAUCCGAUGCCGCUGGCGAAGCCAAAAAUAAGAAGGAAGAAGAGAAAAAAAAGGAGCAAGCUGCUUCUGGAAGAAAACCACAGCAAUCCGAUGGCGCUGGCCAAGCCCAGAAGAAGAAGGACGAGAAAAAAAAGGAGCAAGUCGCCUCUGGAGGAAAACCAAAGCAAUCCGAUGGCGCUGGCGAAGACCAUAAGAAAAAGGAAGAAGAGAAAAAAAAAGAGCAAGUCGCCUCUGGUGGAAAGCCACAGCAAUCCGAUGGCGCUGGCCAAGCCCAGAAGAAGGAAGAAGAGAAAAAAAAAGAGCAAGUCGCCACUGGUGGAAAGCCACAGCAAUCCGAUGGCGCUGGCCAAGCCCAGAAGAAGGAAGAAGAGAAAAAAAAGGAGCAAGUCGCCACUGGAGGAAAGCCACAGCAAUCCGAGGGCGCCGGCGAGGUCGAUAAGAAGAAGGAAGGACAAGAAAGGGAGCAAGUUGCAUCUGGACCCAUAUUCGAUGAAGAUUCCGAAAUCAUUCCGCCACCGCCAGUAGAGGGUCAAGUGGGCUCAUAUUUUAAUGUUGGCAGAUGGGCCAAAGAAUGUCUAAUUAAAGGCUAUAAUUAUGGUGUUUUUCAUAUGGAAUGCGGCACUACGACAAACAAUGAUGUUGGACUCACCACAAUCGGUUCAGCUUAUCCCGAUUUCAAAAGCAUUUUGGGUGGUGUUGAGAUUCGCAAACAAUUCGGUCCGUUUCAUUUGUCCCAUAAUUGGCAAAGCAAUAACGAAUGGCUAUCCGAAGCGGGAGUAAAUACCCCAAUAGCUGGUGGCAUAUUUUCUGCCCUAUUAAGGACAGCGUAUUCAAAGCAAGAAAAUUUUGAAUAUAAAGCAAAAGUUAAGACUGGUUUUGAAUUAUCCCCCAUUAAAAUGGAAUUGGCUCUACCGAUCGUAAAUGAGCCCAAGGCAAUGGGUUAUUUUGUUGUAGCUCCCGCUACGAAUUGGUUAUUGGGCUAUCGCGCAGUGUAUAAUCUGGAGGAGAAGGGAUUCGAUAAACAUGCAUUUUGUUUGGGCUAUUACAAUGGCAGCUCCGAAGUCGGCCUUAAAAUGGUGAAUUUCCAAGAUGUUCGUGGAUCUAUAUUCCAAAGGUUGGGUAAACGAUUUGCUGUUGCCUUACAAACGGAUCUGUAUGGCGGUGGUGAGACAAGAAGAAUCGAUUUUGGCGGUCAGUAUAUGCUCGACAGCGGUUCAUUGUUUAAAGCCAAGGUCAAGGAGGAUGGCAAUAUGGGUUUGGUGUAUCAAUCAAAAUUGAACGACAAUAUUGAAAUUAGUUAUCAUGUUGGUUUCGAAAGCAGUUCGCCCAUCAACGGUAAUCAUAAAAUUGGCGUUGCAUGGAUUCUAAAUUCUUAGUCUCACACACACAGAGAGUAAUGUUAAGGAAACCAGACACUAUUAUUUACACAGAUCCUUUACCUCUUCUCUACUCAAUUUUAAAAAUAAAUUUUACAAAAAGCAUUAUAAUAA
Messenger RNA from Drosophila willistoni, 1717 nucleotides. RefSeq names its product voltage-dependent anion-selective channel. Bases 95 to 1603 code for a protein of 502 amino acids. Gene Ontology annotation, molecular function: voltage-gated monoatomic anion channel activity. The transcript is spliced from 3 exons. The record is from RefSeq and is a predicted model, not a curated record. Gene Ontology annotation, biological process: monoatomic anion transmembrane transport. Gene Ontology annotation, cellular component: mitochondrial outer membrane. Lineage: Eukaryota; Metazoa; Arthropoda; Insecta; Diptera; Drosophilidae.